Molecule: messenger RNA, 1377 nt
Organism: Physcomitrium patens
Lineage: Eukaryota; Viridiplantae; Streptophyta; Bryopsida; Funariales; Funariaceae
Cellular component (GO): nucleus
Source: RefSeq, a predicted model, not a curated record
UCGUCUCCUGGGUUCCAAUCCCGCUGAAAUCCUUCUUUCAGCGCCGUUACUUCAGAAGAUAGUCGUGGGAUGUGAUGGGAGGCAAGGCUCACCCCCCCUCCAGUUCAGAAUCUGAUUACUGGGGUGACGAGUCAUGGACCGUGGAUUGCCCUUGUGGGGUGAGCUUCGACGAUGGCGAGGAGAUGGUGGAAUGCGAUGAGUGUGCCGUGUGGGUGCACACAGCGUGUUGCCGUGUGCCCAAAGGCCUUACUACCUACGUCUGUGAUAAGUGCAAGAGCAAAAAGAAGAAAGAGUCCGAAGAAGCGCCCGAGAUCCCUGAAGCCGCUCCAUCUGUGGACCUUCCUUUCUCCGGCGCAGACACUUUACAUACCACUGACCUCGUUCGUAAGCCCAACGAAGUGCCCAUCCUUGACCGUGUGCACGUUCAAGGGAUCCCCGGAGGAGAUCCCAGUCUCUUUGUGAACGUUUCGAAAGUUUUCUCUCAGCAGCUGUGGAAGUACACUGGAUACGUGCCGAAAGCGUUUCACACCAAGUGCAAGGACAUCCCGUCGUUGCCCUGUAUAGAUGACACCCUCGAGCGCUUUCUCUCGCUAUUGUCUUCUAGGAAAGAGGCUUCUCCCGAGACUAUGGAGGAUGUAAAGCCCACCGAGAGAGUUAAGGAGGAAGACCUUGGUAAUGUCAGGAAGGGCACUAUGGGCACCGUACAGGCUGAGAAGCCUUCAAAACUUCGCGACCCCAAAAAAGCGGAAGUUGGUAAGAGUAGUAAAUCGGUGCAAAAGUCUUCGAGAUCAAACAGAGAUGGAAAAGUGCAGUUGCAUUUGAAACGGAGCUCUGAGGAACAGAACCGCAAGGAGUCGCAUAAUAAGAGACCGCGAACUGGAAACUCAGUGAGGACAGAAGAGGAGUCCUUAAAAGAGGACGAAUUCUCGCGGUCUGAGGGGGAGCCUGCGGCACGGGGGAAGUCGCCAAUAUUUUCUAGGAAAAAUCCGAAGGCAAUGAAGAAGAUGGCUGUCCAAGAAUUUAUGGAUGGGCAUGUCUCGAUCCUUGGCACUCGGUGUACACACAGUGAGCAGAUUCAAUCAACCGUGGCUUAGUUUGCUAGGUGAUUCUCUGAUCGCCUGCUCUUGCCCUGUUUUUGACAUUGUAUACUUGAAUGUAGAGUAGUGGUAAAUUAUUGAUCAUUUGUUGAGAUAUGGGUUGACCGCUCUGCAUUGUAACCAUCAUCCUACAUUACUACAAGAAGUGUGUCAUGGUUACCAUUUCAUCAAGAGUUGCACAAGUAGGACAUCGAUAAGCUGUGUGCGUUGAUGAAUUUUGACAAAUUUUGUAUCGUACAAUUCCAGUCUUAAGUCGGAUUUGACUAAAGCUACUGCCCCA